CAGCAGUCGCACGUUAAUUGAAAAAAAAUAUGCGACUUUCUGUCUGUUUUGCUCCAUCAGUCCAUAAAUUGAGGUCCUGUUUAUUUACAAAGCUACAUUCUGCAACUUUCAGCGGUCGUAUUCACUUUAUGGCGUGUGGGCAAUUGAACGUGGCUAAGGGGAAUGGGGUUGAGGUUCUUGAGAAGGUCGAAGGAUUUGAAGCCCGACGGAAUACGCUGUUAUUUGGUGCCCGAAAGUCUGGGGUGGAAGGCCCAUACAUACCGCAACGGACAGUCGUGUUUUUCCCGGGUGACGUUCAGAAUUUCGAGAACAUCAUGAAGCAUCAUGAAGCAAAUCAGAAAUGGAAAGAAUGGACAUUUGAGAGCACUGUUGGCAUGUUGCAGAAUAGGUUCCCUGAUGCUCAGGUUGUCAUGGUGACACCCUCACGUCGGGUGGACGAGACCUUCAGUUGCUAUGACAACUUUAUGGAGACAGACGUCCUUGGUUCGCCCACCAGCUACGAGUACCGUCAUGCAUGGGAGCAUCUGAGACUCCUGAUUCAGAAUGCUUGGAAAUGUAUCACAGAAAAGCCAUCCACGGAAGGAGCAGAUCCUGCCGGAGAAAAAGUGACUGAGUCUUCACUGACGGUGAUUGGUUUCAGCAAAGGCUGUACAGUCCUCAAUCAGCUCAUGUACGAACUAGAAAGGGCAUGCUCAGACCAAGCAAUACUUGCCUUUAUCAGGAGAGUCGAGGCCUUCUAUUGGCUAGACGGUGGCCAUGCUGGUACUGUCUCGACGUAUGUUACAGAUGACAGUGUUUUAAGAGAGGUUGCCAACCUCAAGGCUACAUUCAAUGUUCAUGUCACUCCCUACCAAGUUAAAGAUGAAGGGCGCCCUCAUAUAGGUGAAGACCAUCUUCAAUUCAUCUCCAAACUGAUGUUGUAUGGUGCAGACGUUAAGAGCACUCUUCACUUCAGAGACGAAAGCAGAUCAUUAAAGAGGCAUUUUGAGGUCCUCAAGCUCUUUUGAGGGCUUCAUAGUGCACGUGAAGGUGUUAUGAUACUCUUGCCAGAAGAUAUGUUGCGGACAGAGAUCCAUCAAGAAUGGCAGAUUGAUGACAAAGCUGUGAUUGACAAUCAACGAGGAACCUGUCACAGACAUCAAAGAUCAUUCAAAGCAAUGAUGGUCUACAGGCAUUUAGAUGAGAAGUAAUGUAUUACAAUUGAAAUCAGUGCACAGGUUUGCGUAAUAUCUGUAAGAUGUCUGUUCAAUUCAGUGACCAGAGUUUUUUUUUCAAGACCUGGGCCCUGUAACAUAAUGCUUAGAGAUUGAUUGAUAGGUAGAUUUUAUGUGAUUGAUUGCAUUGUCUAUAUGAUCAAACUUAAAAGCAGCCUUACAAUCAAACAAGACAAAGCAAGAUAUUUGUGUGUUUACUCUUUAGAUUAUGUGGCCAUUGGGUUGUACGAAUGAAUUAAUUCAUUAAUAGUGCAAUCUGAUUUGAAAAUAUUUAGUAUUAUGUGCACAGGCCAACUGCCAUAGCAAUAUCAUUCAUUUUUGUUCAACAACUCAAUGACACUGCCUUAUUCAAAUAGCCAGGCCUAUCAAAAAUUGUAUGUCACUGAAAACAUAUUUACUGGAUUAUUGUAUAACUUGUGUAAAUAGUACACACUAUAUCAUUCUGAAAUCAUGUAUCUUUCAUCAUUCAUGUGAACUUAUAAUAGCCAGAAACUGAAACUAUUCAAGAGUUUCUAAAGUUUAAUUUUUUUUUCAAAACAUACUAGCUUUCUGAAGCUUAAAUAUUUAUCCAAUCAAGUAUGCACCAAGGAUGAUUAACUUUGGGAUCUAAGUAAGAAUGAAAUAUACUUCAAUUAAAUUCAAUUCAAUUUAUUUCAAUUAGAAAAUCAUGAGCAUGAAACACACAAAGUUACAUGAAACAAUCAAGAUUUAUUCUAAUGAAUGAAAUUGUAGACUAUAUGAAAGUUAAAAAAAGGUUAUGAAAGUUAAACUUGCAAGGCAUAGUCCCCCAAAUAGGGAAAAAAGAAUUUGUAAACACAGCAGGUGGUGAAGUUUCAUGGGUAGAAUCUUAGAAUUAGGUGUGUAUGAAUAUAGCUGUAAAGCUGAUUACAGCUUGAAAUUUUAUUUACAGCUUUUUAAAUUUUAGUGUGUUUCCUCUGCAUGAUCUAUUCAGGCUUUUGCAAUGCAAACCUUUAACUCUCGAUUUGGGGUUACAGUUGUGUGGAAUAUUAUUUUCAGUUAAAGGAGCUGCAUGAGAUGUCAAUUGUAUUAUGGUUGGAGAUAUUUCCCUAGUGAGUGGUUUGAUUUACCAGCUAACCAGAGAAAAUGAAACACUUUACAGGCCAUGUUAUGUGAAAGACUAGAGAACUGACGGCUACAGCUCCUCUCUUUAGGGACCUAAUAAUCUCAAUAUUUAAUAUUUUUAAUGUAUUUCGGGACUGCAGGUGCUCUUUGUAUGUAAAACGUAAUGUUAAAACAGCCACUGGAAACUAAUAGGUUAAAACCAGCUAUUAAUUGCAGUUAGCGUUGACCGUGAGAGACCUGAUAUGAGGAUUUAAAAAAAAAAAAUCCUCCCUAGUCUACACUAAACUGUUAGCAUCACCUCUCCCUAAAACCUUUCCAACAAUCAAUUAUGACCAUGUCUCUGUUGCCAAGCGCAUCCUCUUCCUCCAUCACUCCCCAUCCUUUACCCCUAUUCCCAAUCCUCAAAACCUGAACCCACACAGAACUGCCAUGUCAGACUUGAACAUGAAAUAUCUGCUCUCCACCAUUUCUUGCCACAUCAGAUCUGCAUUUAAAAAAAACACACACCAAAAAAGUGCACACCAUACCAAUAAUCCAUAUUGCAUUUCCGUGUAUUUGAAAGCAGGAUAAGAGCAUUGGAGAUUAAAAUGCCUUGCUCACGGGCAUAGGUGCCGUGGCCGGUGAUCAAACUCCGGACUUUCCAUGUAUAGCCAGGUGCCUUAGACCACUUGGCCAUGGCACCUCCUGCGUAUUUGCCCAACUUCGACUCGUUUACGGUGAGACCAGUUUAUCAGCAUCAUCAAUCCUUAAUACUUUCUUCCUGGAAUAGGCACAUGUUUUUUUUUUUUUAUUUGUACAUAUACGUACAGACACUUGUAGUCCUUAUACUGCUCGAAUUCCUUUUAUAUAAUUGCCACUGCUGGAAUGUAUUGUUAUAUUCUGAGAUCGUGGUGCGAAUAACAAUGACCAUCAUCCCUGCAAGGUGGUGGAUCAGGACGAGAAUAACGGGAAGGAGAAUGAGGGCCAUCAGAAUGAUUGGAUUGUGAAUAAUCGCACGGGCGGUCAGAACGGGAAGAAUACGAGUUUCACCUGAAUUGUUGAGGUGGGCAUGAUAUUGACGAUCUUAGCACGAGGGCAAGGGCGAACGAGGAUAGCGAGAAGAAGGUUUGGGGAAUAGAAUUAACUGUGAAUUCAAGAGAAUCAGGCUUCUUCAAAAUAGUCUGGAGAGGAUCAUUUAUUUGUGCUCUGGCAGCGGAAACAGUUGUAAGGAAUAACAAGCGGAAGACUUCUUGUCUACGCUGAUUGACGUUUGGAACGGAUCUACCUGUAGGACUAAGGGACCGUAUUUAUAUUAUCGAUGGCGUUCACUGCUAUUCUGCUGCAGGAUCGUGCAUCG
Molecule: messenger RNA, 3633 nt
Organism: Lytechinus variegatus (green sea urchin)
Lineage: Eukaryota; Metazoa; Echinodermata; Echinoidea; Temnopleuroida; Toxopneustidae
Product: UPF0565 protein C2orf69-like
Exons: 5
Coding region: 30-1007 (325 amino acids)
Cellular component (GO): mitochondrion
Source: RefSeq, a predicted model, not a curated record